Maudiozyma barnettii is the source of this 1554-nucleotide messenger RNA. It is a transcript of the gene MRX12, whose product is annotated as Mrx12p. The record is from RefSeq and is a predicted model, not a curated record. The transcript has a single exon. Bases 1 to 1554 code for a protein of 517 amino acids. Lineage: Eukaryota; Fungi; Ascomycota; Saccharomycetes; Saccharomycetales; Saccharomycetaceae.
AUGCUUCGAUUCAGAAGAUAUAUUUCAGUUUCCAGGAACUUAUUUCAAGCGAUUUCAAAAGCCCAGUCACAAAGUUAUAUAAAAUUAUUUAAACAGCCAUAUUUCCAUAAAAUUAAUGAGCAAUUAAAUAAAAGAAUUGAAACAUUAGAACCGUACGAACUUUCCAAUGAGAUAACUAAUGUUGUGAAAGAUUUAAAAUUUACCGAGCAGGAAGCUUCUGUCGUGCAUAACAAAAUUAUCGAAGAGCUGACUAAGUACAAUUUUGGUAUAGCUACUAUUCAAUCACAGCUUUUAAAGGAAUUGAAACAGAAAUUAUCUAUAGAAGCUCUUUUACAAUUGAUUGAACAUAACCCUGGUAGAAUUAACUCAUCUUGGGAUCUAUUUGUUGACAAUACGAAAGGUUUUGAGGAAGUACCAGACGAAUUGUUUGUUAAAGUUUUGUUAAAAAUUGUGAACUUUGAUAGUGCAGAUGUUAAGGAUGGGAAGACUGCGAUGACAGUUACUGAUAUUACCAAUGCGAUAUAUAUUCUUUCAAAUAUAAAAAACAAAACAUUAGUAGACCAAAAGUUAAUUGAUAGAAUUGCCACUGCGAUCUUAGAAUCAAAUGCCACCAAAUGUCUCCCACUAAUUUUAGGUUAUUCUCCAUCACUUCGUGUUUUUAAUGAAAAAUAUGAAGAGUUAACAUACUUACAAACCUAUUAUGUUUUUAAGUCGUACCGUUUCGAAGAUUUGAGGACAUCUCCAGUUUAUGUAUAUAAAUUGGUCAAAGGGACUGGAAGACCUGAUAAACUAAAACCUACAGAAGAGGAAUUAGAGGCAAACAAAUCUAUUGAUGAACAAAUUACAAAUAUUAACAAAAUUUUAAAUCACAAAUGGGAACUCAGCACUCCUGAACUUGUACCAGCUCAUGUCGAAAAGAAUUUUUUCCGUAUUCUAGAGGAUUUACAAAAUGGCAAUAAGAUCCAAACAGAUUUUGGUUUCGUAAAGUUAAUUCUGAGAAUAUUUUCAUUAACUAGGGGAAAUAUCGAAGAAUUUAUGGAUUUUUACAUUAAAUGUGGUAACAAAUUUACAGAAAUAAAAGAUGAGAUGGCGUUUGAAGCAUACAUGGCAUAUAGUUAUAAGGCAUUUAAAACAGGGGACGCAUCGUUUCUUCAAGCUGCUCAAAAUUGGUUGCCGAAAACAUCCCAUAAUCCUAUACUAAGAACAAAUAUACUAAGGGUAUCGAUUUUAACAAAUUCGAGGUUUGAUAUUGAGAAAUCUCUGAGUAUAUUUAACGAUAAUAUCCACAACUUAAGUAAAGAAAAAAGUGAACACGAAAUUGGAUCUCAAGCUGAUUUAGUCACAGAGUCAUUGAUAUUAGCAUAUUUAUAUAAAGAAGACAUUGAUUUCGCUAGAAUGGUACUUGAUAAAGCAAUGGGGGAAAAACUAUUUUCUGGCAAGAUUGCUGUCAGAAACAUUCAGAAACAUCUAGCCGGAUAUGGUGAGGCUGUCGAAAACAAGACUCUUCAAAAGUUCCUAAAUGAUGACAUAUGCGAAUAUCUGCAAAAUUUAUAG